Columba livia (rock pigeon) is the source of this 1354-nucleotide messenger RNA. It is a transcript of the gene NIT1, whose product is annotated as nitrilase 1. Gene Ontology annotation, molecular function: hydrolase activity, acting on carbon-nitrogen (but not peptide) bonds, in linear amides. The transcript is spliced from 7 exons. Bases 118 to 1092 code for a protein of 324 amino acids. The record is from RefSeq and is a predicted model, not a curated record. NCBI's taxonomy places the organism in Eukaryota, Metazoa, Chordata, Aves, Columbiformes, Columbidae.
ACCCAGCGGAAACGGCGCCAUCUUGCGUGAGGGCAGCGGCGCUGCCGCCGCCAUCUUUGCUGCGGGCGCGGCCGGGGGGGGACUUUGCCCGCGUCCCCUCGGUAUCGCCAACAGGGCAUGCUGCGGGUGCUGCCCCGCCCCCCCCUUCACCUCCUGCGCCCGGGUCCCCAUCGUGUCCCCCAACGUCCCCACGGCUUCACCACCCCCAGCAGCCCCCCCAGACCCAUGGCGCGUCCCCCGCGGGCGCUGGUGGCCGUGGCGCAGGUGACAUCGACGCCGGACAAGGAGCGGAACUUCGCGGGCUGUGCCGCGCUGGUGCGGGAGGCGGCGGGUCGCGGCGCCACCAUCGUCUUCCUCCCCGAGGGCUUCGACUUCAUCGGCACCGACCCGGCGCAGACGCUGAGCUUGGCCGAGAGCCUGGACGGGGACAUCAUGGGACGAUACGCCAACCUGGCCAGGGAGUGCGGCGUGUGGCUGUCGCUCGGUGGCUUCCACGAGCGUGGCAAGGACUGGGCCACCACCCAGCGCAUCUACAACUGCCACGCGCUGCUGGACCCCACUGGUCAGCUGGUGGCUGCCUAUAGGAAGACCCACCUGUGUGACGUGGAGCUGGAGGGACGCGUCUCCAUGAAGGAGAGCGGCUUCACCAACCCUGGCGCUGAGAUUGUGCCACCUGUCAGCACCCCGGCCGGGAAGCUCGGCCUUGCCGUCUGCUACGACCUGCGGUUCCCGGAGCUGUCGCUGGCGUUGCGCCAUGCCGGUGCCGACAUCCUCACCUACCCCUCAGCCUUCACCUUCCCCACCGGCGCCGCGCACUGGGAGGUGCUGCUGCGGGCGCGGGCCAUCGAGACCCAGUGCUACGUGGUGGCGGCGGCGCAGACGGGGCAGAACCACGAGCGCCGCGUGUCCUACGGCCACUCGCUGGUGGCCGAUCCCUGGGGGACCGUGGUGGCUCAGUGCAGUGACACCCCCGGGCUCUGCUACGCCAACAUCGACCUCGAGUACCUGCAGCGCGUCCGCCGCCAGAUCCCGGUGCACCAACACCGGCGCCACGACCUGUACGGCACCACGACGCCCCCCUCGAUGCAUUAACACCCAAAUCCACUCCGUUUCAGAGCGUUUCGCCCCAAAACGCAGCAGCGGGAUGCGCACGGGGCUCCCCGUGCCGCUGCCACAGGGGUGUCCCCCCAAAUCUGUGUCCCCCCCCCGUUUUUGGGUGCGCUUGGUGGGGGUCGGGAAGGAAGGAAGGAGGCGGGCGCUGCGGUCGCUGUUUAUUCCGAGAAACCCGAAGCUACACAGGGAACGGGACGUUAAGAGUGAAGUUUUAAAAAAUACAGAAAUCACAGAAAUUACA